UGGUGAGUGAUCGUGUACCUGUGGUUUACCUGUAAAUUCUUAUGACUCACCUGAAAUCCCAUGCCAAAAUGUAUAAGGUCUGCUGGCUCUAAUCAGUUUAAACCUUUCUUCAAACCCUCAAUUCGUGGUAUUGAGUGCAGAAGUUUAAAGUACUAUUUCAGCAUGCAGUGUGUGUUACUGUACCGCGGAUCAGUGGAUGUGUUACUAUAACCAGCCAGGAGUCACAGGUCAUGGUACAGUGGUCAUUCACAGACACGGAUCAUCGGAUAUGGAGUUAGAAUGAGCUUUAAUACCAAACGGUAGUACAUGUGUUUGUAAGAUGUACACAAACUCGGACAUAGGUGUCAUUGUGUAUUAAGGGGAGGUAACUCGAAACAAAAUGACCUGAAAUGAUUCCUCACGUCGUUCGACUCAUCAUAUUUGUGUGUGUGACCAUGGAUCGAACUACUGGGAACCAAAGUCAUGAAGGAUUCAGCUCGCCUUGUGAAAUAUUAGACUGUGCAAAUAAUGGUGUGUGCAUGGAGGUAAUAUCAGGGAACGGAAGUGAUUCCAUGGCGUCGUGUAAGUGUAGUGAGAGAUACACCGGAAGUAGGUGUCAGUACGUCGUGGUCUUAAAGUAUCAUUUAAUAACAUCAAAUUCAGCCAAGCUGGAAAUAUCAAGAAAACAUUCAAAUGACAGCAGACAUACCUUUGAUAACACACUAGACAAUGAAUCAAGAUUCACAAUAAUAUAUUGGACUAACUUCUCGUCGGCUGCGUGUACCAUGGCGUCCGGAAUUACGUCUGGGCCUGUGACAAUAGACAGUCUCGAGCCUGACACGAGGUAUACGUUCUGUGCUUUCUCCGGUAUGACGGAGUUUUGUCACCAUUACAAUGUUGAUGACGGGAUGCCAAUUAACUGUGUUCUCAUUACAACUUCCGCUCCUAAACAGGAUGACGACAGUCCUGUUUAUAUAGCACCCCUCGUGUUGUCUAUACUGUUUGUGAUAGGUUUGUGUAUACUGCUGGCCGUAAUAAUCAAAAGGAAGUAUAUAGAAUGUUUAUAUAAAUACAAUCCGUGUUUGUCAUCAAACACAAAAAGUGACACCACAGUCCUGUACAUGGGAGUAGGAGGUAGGCGGAAGGGGAAUAACACUAAACAUCUGAUGCCUUUACCUGAGCGGCCCCCACCGGACAUCGUGUUACAUCCGCCAUCCAGUCCAGGUCGGCCGCCACACAAACUCGCACAUUCCACCCGCGGUUACACGUCCACCUUCUCGGCCAGGAACGAGUCGGCAAUCCCGCUGACUACGGUCAUUGAGUAUGGCCCUACCAACGACACGUCCACGCCUUGUACUGGCUAUAACGACCAUAACUCCGCAGAGACAAGUCUAAUCCUCCACCAAAUAGACACGGAAAGCUAACUUAUAUUAAAAUACCAACAAACUUGC
This is a messenger RNA of Pecten maximus, 1430 nucleotides long. RefSeq lists its product as uncharacterized. The transcript has 4 exons. The coding region runs from base 390 to 1403 and encodes 337 amino acids. The record is from RefSeq and is a predicted model, not a curated record. NCBI's taxonomy places the organism in Eukaryota, Metazoa, Mollusca, Bivalvia, Pectinida, Pectinidae.